GUUAAUCGGUUUGCGAUUUGUUGAAAUAUUCGCACAGUUAAGUCUAUAAAAGUCCAGGGAUAUUCUCGAAAAGCGUAUUCAUUAUUCUGUUUUCUGUUCAUUGAGGCUGCGAGUUCGUUCCGUGCAGGCUAAGCAUCUACUAAUGAAAUCAUUUCUCAUAUCUCUCUUAUGUUUCUUGAUGAUGGCACAAGUUAUAAAUGCUACUCUAUAUGAAGUAGAAGUAUCUUAUUGGUUUCAAAAUACAAAUUGUUCAGGAGCUCCAAGUGAAACCUUAUCUAACCAAAGCUCUGUCAAUUGUGUUGGGUUAGAGAACGAGGUGUGGGUUCAGAUCUUGCCGGAUGGUAGUUCUUUGGCUGGACAGAUUUGUGAAGAUAGCACAUGUUCGACUUGUGAGGGAGCUAUUGAAAGUGGUGUAUGCUUUCAGGGCACUGAUAGUAAUGAUGGGGCCCUUAUCAGUGCGCAGCUAACUUUGAAAGAAGUUUCAAGUUCUCCGACACCAACUCCAACUUCUAGUGUGCCCAAACAGACGCCAACUCCUUCUCCCAAGGUGCCAACCACAACAUCGACUCCCACUACCAAGCAAGGUUCUGGAAACUAUGAUAAGGUUGAAAUUAAUCAACAAGCCAACGUCAAUAUAUCUUAGUUAUGUUUGUUGUUUGCUCUUAAGCUUAUUGUGUGUAUGGUUGGGCCAGAGUCAUUUCUACAGGCUCAUCUUAUAAAAAAUUUGUUAUUUGC
Galdieria sulphuraria is the source of this 735-nucleotide messenger RNA. RefSeq lists its product as uncharacterized. The record is from RefSeq and is a predicted model, not a curated record. Lineage: Eukaryota; Rhodophyta; Bangiophyceae; Galdieriales; Galdieriaceae. Bases 143 to 643 code for a protein of 166 amino acids. The transcript has a single exon.